This is a messenger RNA of Aspergillus steynii IBT 23096, 1611 nucleotides long. Its product is annotated as acetyl-CoA synthetase-like protein. The coding region runs from base 1 to 1611 and encodes 536 amino acids. The transcript is spliced from 3 exons. The record is from RefSeq and is a predicted model, not a curated record. NCBI's taxonomy places the organism in Eukaryota, Fungi, Ascomycota, Eurotiomycetes, Eurotiales, Aspergillaceae.
AUGGGCUCUUUAGGUUUCGAGCCGCGGCUUCUACCACACGCCCUCGAUCAGGAAGCUAUUCACAACCCCGACCGCCUCUUCUGUAUACAUUCUGUGUCCCUGAAAUCCCUAGAUAAUGGCUGGCGACGGGUGACUAUCGGAGAAUUGGCCCACGCGGUGAACAGUUUCGCAUGGUGGAUUGAGAAGAAUGUUGCUUCGAGGGCCUCGCCCCAACGGCUCGUGUACAUCGGACCAGCCGAUAUUCGGUACUCGAUAUGUGUGCUAGCUUGCAUGAAGCUAGGCCAUUGCCUUCUUCUCCUAUCCCCCAAUACAUCUGACUCCGUGAUCAACUGUCUUCUCAAAUCUGGACGUUGCUCAAGGCUCCUGUUCGCACCUGAGUAUGCCGAGAAAGUGCAACGUAUUCGAAGCUCAAAUAAGAGCCUCCAGGCGUGGCAGGUAAUGGGCCUUUGGGAAAUGUUUGAUGUCUCGAGCGAGCCAUUCCCGUACUGCCCGGAAUAUACCUUGGCCAAGGAAAGAGAGCCUACCGUUAUCCUCUACAGCUCGGGCACGACUGGCCUACCAAAGGAAAUCCCUUUUCCUCAUGGAUACUUCACUGCGUUAGACUAUUUCCAGCACAUUCCCCUUCCCCCGGGAAGAAAGUCCACAGCCCCUUGGUUGAACCACGACGAGAACCCCCAUCUGCUGAAGACCAGCCUAUCUCACGGCAGUGGAAUCGUGACAUGGGGAGCUGCAAUAUUUCAUCGGACUCUGUUUGUCAUCGGCCCUGACAUACCAAUGACCGGAGAGUUGUUAGAGCAGAUCGUGACCGAAACAGGAGCGAAGUCGGGUCUAUUUCUGCCCGACACUCUCACAAAUCUCAGCUCCUCUCCAGAAGGAAUGAAAGCCAUGGCGCGUCUAGACUGCGUCAGCUUCGUCGGCAUGCCUUUACCAACUAGCGUUGGCGACAAAAUAUCCCGCAUCACACGACUACAGUCCUCCAUUGGCCUAACGGAGACUGCCUAUUUCUGCACCAUAAGGCCCGAAGAUCCCAAACACUGGGAGUAUUUCGAAUGGAACCCUCACCACCCGGUGCAAAUGCGCGACACCGCCGGCGGGUAUUCCGAGAUGAUCAUCACGCGCCCCGAAGGGCCCUAUACACACUGCGUCUUUCUCGUUCUCCCUGAUCGAGAGGAGUUCGCCACGGGGGAUCUCUUUGUUCAAGACACUGAGAGUCCUGGUCUUUGGAAGCAUGCAGGUCGCAGGAAUGAUGUGUCAAAGUUACAAAAUCGAGUCCUUCUUCAUCCAACGCCGAUCGAGAACAUGUUGGAAGGGCUUGAGUUGGUUUCUAAAGCUGUGGCGACAACAGACCAUUCCCUUCGCCCGGUGUUGAUUGUUGACCCGAACCGGAGAGUAGAAGGAAAUGAGCUGUCAUCUGAAGAGGUCGUGGAGAGGCUUUGGCCUUCGGUCAAGGAGAUCAAUGCUGGGCUUCCUCCUGAGGCUCAAAUUGCACAAACCCAUAUUCUAGUUGCACCGGUCGAUAAACCUCUGAGGACCACGGCGAAAGGAACGGUUCAGCGCCGUUUAGUGGUGGAAGACUUCGCAAAGGAGAUAGAAGCUUGUUCGCGACGUUGA